AUGAUGGCACCUACCACAUUCCCCCUCAGGGAGGUUCUCGCCGUCGCCGAAAUCCACCCCUUCUAUAACUCUGCCGUCGAAUACCCUCCCACUCCAGAAUCGAUCAAGUCAGCAAUAGAAUUGACUGGCAAACAGUCGACAGACAUUGACCUUAGUUCACUGCCCUUGGUUAGCAAGAAAGAUCUUUACAAAGCCAUUGCACGUCUGACAGACGACACAAGCCCUAAAAAUGAAUACAGACGUAGUUCUUACGUUAGCAUCACAGGCGGAGGCUCUGGUGGACUGCCACUGAUGUUCGUAACUGACACCAAAGAAAAUCGCAACCAGCGCGCGGUUUUUGGUGAAUUCCUGAGCACCUGUGGAGUUGUGGGGCCUCAGGAUUGGGUCCUGACGACUCACGUCUCCGGGUACUUUUACCGGUCUCUCGAUCUGAUAAGUGAGCUUCUGGAAAAUGCGGGAGCAACUGUUCUCAGCGCUGGAAAUUAUAUGACACCUGCCGAGGUUGUCUAUGCUUUGGCCCAUUAUCACAUUAAUGUCAUUACCGGUGACGGCAGUCAGGUCGUCCAAAUUGUGCACCAUAUCUCUACACUCCCGGCCGAGGAGAGAGCGAAAAUCAAAUUAACCAAGGUCUUGUAUACAUCUGAGCCGCUCACCGAGUCUCAACGAAGCCACAUCACAGCGACUUUAGGUCCGGUGAAGAUAUGCUCAAUCUGGGGAAGCGCAGAAGCAGGCCCCUGCGCUCUCAGUGAUCCCGAGCUUACCUCGGCCGAGCGCCCGCCUGGUACCAUGGACUUUAUCUUCGACACCCGACAAGUUGUCAUUGAGAUUCUCCCCCAUUCCGCCACUGAGGGCGAUUCACCUGCUGGCGUAAAAUCCGUGCCGGAUGGCGAGGAGGGGAUCAUCGUGCAGACCUCCCUCCUACGUCGUCGCAAUCCCCUUGUGCGCUAUAUCACAGGCGAUAUUGGAUCAUUGCAGCCGCUGCCAGAGAAAGCCCGUGCUACCAUCCCCGAAUCCGAGCUAGAGCAUCUUCGGGUCCUCCGUCUUCGCGGUCGCGACCGUCGGUUCAGUUUCAAGUGGUUCGGCAUGUAUUUUGAAUUUGAGAACAUUGUCAGCCUUAUGCAAGGCGACAGGACCGGAAUACUUCAAUGGCAGGUCAUUCUAGCCUCCCUUGAAUCAUCUCCGCAGACGAAGCUGGAGAUUCGUCUGCUCCGCCAGGCGGAUAACGAAAACAUCAUGUCCAAGGAAGAGCUUUUGGCCAAGCUAGAGAAGUACUUUUUCAUUUUGGCAGAGAAUGAGCAUCUUUUCCAGGUUACAUUCCUGGAUGACCUGUCGGGCUUUGAGAAGAGCAGUACGGGGAACAAGGUCAUGAAGUUUGUAGAUAAAUUACAUUGA
Aspergillus bombycis is the source of this 1392-nucleotide messenger RNA. RefSeq lists its product as uncharacterized. The record is from RefSeq and is a predicted model, not a curated record. Lineage: Eukaryota; Fungi; Ascomycota; Eurotiomycetes; Eurotiales; Aspergillaceae. The transcript has 3 exons. Bases 1 to 1392 code for a protein of 463 amino acids.